Dovyalis caffra is the source of this 251-nucleotide messenger RNA. The record is from the annotation of a GenBank genome assembly. NCBI's taxonomy places the organism in Eukaryota, Viridiplantae, Streptophyta, Magnoliopsida, Malpighiales, Salicaceae.
GGAAUUAUGUAUGAUGACUCAUUAGAGCUAUGUAUUAUUCAAGGUGAGGAAGAUUAUGGAUAUGACCCCAUUGGACUUGAGCAAGUAGCCCAUCUAGAGGCUACCGAGUUCAUGGUUCGAAAUAAGGCAUUUGAGGAGAUUGACAGAGGUAAAGAAAUAAGACUAAAACCCUCCCUUGAGGAUCCACCGAACUUGGAAUUGAAAACUUUACCAAAACACUUAGAAUAUGCAUUUCUUGGAAAAGAUUCAAA